AUGGAUUCUCAAAGUGUGGAUAAUAUGAGCCCUCGUGUAGCCUUAUCCCUUGGCUAUCUGGGCAACACGCCCGCGUGGACCUCCAUCGCCGACACCCGCAUGUGCUAUUUUCUCUAUGUGCCGCAGAACUACCAUGCACUCAAACGCCUCCAACUGAUUGUCCUCAUCCAUUCAAGUUACCGAACAGCCUCUGAGCUACGGACCCAUUUUGCCGAAUUCGCUGAAAAGUACUCAUGUCUUGUCCUUGCACCCCUCUUCCCAGUUCGGCCGGACGAUCCCAAAGACUGCAGGGGCUAUAAAAAGCUCAAAGAUGGAGAUAUACGAUAUGACAAGAUUGUUCUUUCAAUGGCUGAAGAAGUCCAAGCGCGAUAUAAAAAAGUGGACAUUGACCGAUUCUUAAUGUUUGGCUUCAGUGGCGGUGGUCAGUUCGUGCAUCGUUUUGCAUACCUGCAUCCGCAGCGCUUAAGAGCGAUUGCAUGCUGCGCUCCAGGCUCACAAACAUUACCUGAUGAGACACGAUCAUUCCCAGAGGGAGUGAAGGAUCUCCAAGAGGUCUUUGGCAUUUCAAUCCAGUGGGAGGUGCUGCGAAGGGUCCCGGCAAUGUUUAUCGUGGGAGGUGACGAUACCGAUACAUUUUAUGUGACGGCUCGCGGGAGAACUCUAGACCCUGAGGUUCAGAACGGCCGAGUGGGGGCCACAGUCCGGCUUGAGAAGUACUGGCGGGAGGCGGGUGCUCAAUCCCACCUGCUUGUCGUUCCUGGAGUCUCGCACCAGGAAGAUCAACUGCUAGGGCAUGUGAUGUUGUUUUUCCAAAGAUGUCUGGAAGACCGUCACGAAGAUGCGGAACUCAAAUAG
This is a messenger RNA of Penicillium canariense, 855 nucleotides long. RefSeq lists its product as uncharacterized. NCBI's taxonomy places the organism in Eukaryota, Fungi, Ascomycota, Eurotiomycetes, Eurotiales, Aspergillaceae. The record is from RefSeq and is a predicted model, not a curated record. Bases 1 to 855 code for a protein of 284 amino acids. The transcript has a single exon.